GGAAGCUGGGAACCCGGCCCUGGCUAGGGGAGGGGCCCAACCCGCCUGGCGAUGCAGAGCUUCCUGCAACUGCUGAGGGGAAACGGGGGCCCCAGCCUGCCCUUGCCGGAGCUGGUGACCCUCGCAGGCAGGCUGUGCCGGGACCUCCAGGAUGACCCCACCCAGGUGCAGCCCUUGGUCACAGCCGUGCUGGACAGCCAGUUCCGCCUGUACCUCUUGGACAAUGCAGAUGUGGCCCUGGUGUGUGCCAGCGUGCUGGCCCAGCAAGAGCAGCACCAGGCCGCUUGCCGGCUGCUGGAGGGGUGCCAGGUGCCAGGCGGCAGCCCCAAGCUGGUGCAGCUCUGGAAUGACAUCCACUACCGUCUGGCCAUGAAGAGGCUCGGUGUGUCCACGCUGACACCGGUGCAGAAGUUCCGGUGCAGGAAGAGGAAUCCACCACCUGCCUCCCUCUGCCCUAACGGCCUCAAGAGCCGGAACUUCCCCAGAGAAGUUCGCCAGAAGCUGGAGGACUUUGCCUCGGGCGUGAGCACCAACCCCAGCAAGGCCGAGCGGGAGGACCUGGCCUCUGAGACGCACCUGACCACGGAGCAAGUCUACAACUGGUUUGCCAAUUACCGGCGGCGCCAGAGGGCCUUGAUGCAGCGUGCGGCGCCAGCCCCAGACUCAGCAGAAGACCUCACGUCAGGGGAGGCGAGUCGGCACCUCCCCCCGCAGCCAACAGACCACCCCCACCUUGGCUCUGGGCUUGUGGACAGGCCUCAGUGGUCAACAGGACCUGAGAAAAGUGGGCCUCUACAGACCCUGGAGACCACCCAAGGGCCGUGGGAGCCGCUGGCUCUGACCCCAGACUUCUCUGGAGACGAGACUAUGCCCAAGUCACUGGCUCCCAGCAUCAACCCCCAGGGCACAUACCUGGAGGAGGAUCCGGGUUCCUGCGGUAGCCAAGCAGAACAACAGGCGGGCAACCUUCGGGUGACCCAGCCCCCGGCACAGGCUCCCAAUUUCAUCCUCACCCAGAGUCCCUCAGACCUGACUCCGGCCCCACCAGGCUUCCCUGGCCCCAUGUCUGCCUUGGAGCUGGGCCAGCCCCCUCCCUCCAGCCAGGUGCAGUGGUCUGAUGGGCAGACCUCCAGCGACGCCUUCUGGGGAGCCAGGAUGCUCCUGGAGCUUUCAGCGGGUAGCCUGGGCUGA
Messenger RNA from Capra hircus (goat), 1191 nucleotides. It is a transcript of the gene ANHX, whose product is annotated as anomalous homeobox. Gene Ontology annotation, molecular function: RNA polymerase II cis-regulatory region sequence-specific DNA binding; DNA-binding transcription factor activity, RNA polymerase II-specific. The record is from RefSeq and is a predicted model, not a curated record. Gene Ontology annotation, cellular component: nucleus; transcription regulator complex. NCBI's taxonomy places the organism in Eukaryota, Metazoa, Chordata, Mammalia, Artiodactyla, Bovidae. The coding region runs from base 52 to 1191 and encodes 379 amino acids. Gene Ontology annotation, biological process: regulation of transcription by RNA polymerase II. The transcript has 9 exons.